Messenger RNA from Pistacia vera, 593 nucleotides. RefSeq lists its product as uncharacterized. The transcript is spliced from 2 exons. The record is from RefSeq and is a predicted model, not a curated record. Lineage: Eukaryota; Viridiplantae; Streptophyta; Magnoliopsida; Sapindales; Anacardiaceae. The coding region runs from base 119 to 541 and encodes 140 amino acids.
CCCGAACUGAAUUUGUCCUUUUUAUUUUUCUCUGGUUUACCCUCAACAUACAUAAUCAUCUGUAUUCUCCAGUCAAGUGAAUGAGAAGUUGUUUUACGUUGGCCGAGAUUCACAAGAUAUGCAAGAUCGGAGCAUGCCAUCAUCUGAGGAAAUUUUAAAUCCUAAGCCACGGAAAAAGAAAAUGUCAUCUCAAAAGGAAGAGUUUCAAAAAGGGGAGGAGCAUCUGCCAUUAAGAACAGGGCAGAAGGCCUCCAAAAGGAACUUGAAGAAUGAAGUCUCUUCUUCAUUUCAACUACCAGAAAGGUCCAACUCUGAUUCAGUGCAGGACUCCUCUACAUCUGGAAAUGAGUACCGGGUAUUAAGAAGGAAAUAUUUACUGCUAGAAGAAGAAAGCUAUGCGUUGGGGAGAGAGUUGAGGGAUGUUGAAGAUGAAGUGAAGACUCUUGAAGAUGAUAAGCAUGCACUCUUGGACCAACUUGUUGUGUUAGAAGGUCUGAUUGAUCCUUUAGAAGUGCAGUCACAGGGGCCUCAAUUUCCUUAGCUCCUAAUUUCUUUACCUAAUUAGAGGUUUUUAUGAUUGUAUAUUGUUGUGA